Molecule: messenger RNA, 473 nt
Organism: Rhizopus microsporus ATCC 52813
Lineage: Eukaryota; Fungi; Mucoromycota; Mucoromycetes; Mucorales; Rhizopodaceae
Exons: 1
Coding region: 61-309 (82 amino acids)
Source: RefSeq, a predicted model, not a curated record
UGUUCAAAGUCCUAUUUCCUGUCUUCUUUCCAAAAAGAAAUUAUUUUUCACCAAAAAAAAAUGAUGAGGACAGUAACAAUUAAGCAACAGCAGCAAAUGACGAAGGAGAUUGAAGAACAGUUGGGAAAUGGAAGGUUCAAUUACUUGAGAGUGGUUUAUCCAAAGGACAGCAAUAUUCACACACAAGAGAGAAUAUUAGAAAAUAGUUUUAUAUCUCACAAGAUAGACGGACGCUUUUUUUCCCUUUUUCUUCCUACAAAUAAAUCAGGUAAAGCAAGAAUCAAUUCAAAAGGUGAGAUGAAAGUAUGAAGCCAAGUACAGAACUGGAAAUAGCGUUGGUUAUAUCAACAAGCAAUGAACAACAGCAAAGAGUGAUGUUUUAGCUUGAAAUGUAUGGAAAAUCAAAAAAGAAAAGAAAGAUGAAGGAAAUUAUGCGAAUGACUGAAUUAACACAAUUGAGGUAUGAUUCUUUA